AGUCUUCUCUCUCAGCUCAGUCUACUUAUACCUGGUUGAGGAGGGAAAUAGAAGACAGUUUCCUCAGCUCUGACUGGGUAAGUCUGCAUUUUAAAAAACUCUUACAUUGUCUGCAAAGUUUCAGAGCCUUGGACUGAGAGUUGCCGAAAAGUCCUGUGCAUCUGUGCUGACCUACGGGGCCUCCUUGUCCAGAGCACUUUGCAUUUCAGAGGAUUGCUGUAUAACUGCUGUUUUGGUGAAGAUAUUCCUGAAGAAUUGUCCAAAGUUCCCUCUGCAAAAAUGGCCAAGCUGACAGCUGUUCCUCUCAGUGCACUUGUUGAUGAGCCCGUGCACAUCCGGGUCACAGGCCUGGCCCCUUUACAGGUGGUGUGCCUUCAGGCAUCACUGAAAGAUGAGAAGGGAAUCCUGUUUAGUUCUCAGGCCUUCUACAGGGCCAAUGAAGUGGGUGAGGUAGAUCUGGAGCGUGAUUCCUCACUUGGAGGAGACUAUAUGGGGGUCCACCCUAUGGGUCUUUUCUGGUCCUUGAAACCUGAAAAGCUAUUGAGUAGAUUGUCAAAAAGAGAUGUGACUAGCCCCCACAAAAUCCACAUAAAACUUUGCCACCCAUACUUUCCAGUACAAGGCAAAGUCAUCAGUUCUUCAUUGGAUAGCUUGAUUCUGGAAAGGUGGUAUGUGGCACCUGAUAUCACAAGGAUCCAGGUAAAGGAAGGCCGCAUCCGGGGAGCCCUGUUUCUGCCUCCAGGAGAAGGUCCUUUCCCAGGGGUCGUUGACUUGUUUGGAGGUACUGGUGGACUGAUUGAGUUCCGGGCCAGCCUCCUGGCCAGUCAUGGCUUUGCCGCCUUAGCUCUGGCUUACUGGGGCUAUGAUGACCUGCCCUCUCAACUGGAGAAGGUAGAUCUAGAGUAUUUUGAAGAAGGUGUAGAGUUUCUCCUGAGACAUCCUAAGGUCCUGGGCCCAGGUGUUGGCAUCACUUCCGUAUGCAUUGGAGCAGAGAUUGGCCUGUCUAUUGCUAUUAACCUAAAACAAAUAACAGCCACUGUACUUAUAAAUGGGCCUAAUUUUGUUACUAGCAGUCCACAUGUAUAUCGUGGUCAGGUCAACCCACCUACACCCUGCAAUGAAGAAUUUGUUAUCACCAAUGCCUUUGGACUUGUAGAGUUUUAUCGCACCUAUGAGGAGACUGCAGAUAAGGAUAGCAAAUAUUGUCUUCCCAUUGAAAAAGCUCAAGGGCAUUUCCUUUUUGUGGUGGGAGAAGAUGAUAAGAAUCUCAACAGCAAAGUGCAUGCUGAUCAAGCCACAGCACAGCUGAUGAAAAGUGGGAAGAAGAAUUGGACUCUGCUAUCUUACCCUGGGGCAGGUCACCUGAUUGAGCCUCCCUACUCCCCACUGUGCCGAGCCUCAAGGAUACCCUAUGUGAUUCCAAGCGUCCACUGGGGAGGAGAGGUUAUCCCACAUGCGGCCGCACAGGAGCAUUGUUGGAAGGAGAUACAGAAAUUUCUCAAGCAGCAUCUCAUUCCAGAUAUGAGCAGUCAGCUCUGAGUGGGCUUGAUUCUAUUACUGGAAAGUGGAGCUGGGCAUCUCCUGGCCAGCACCACUCCUCACUUCCAUAGAGGAAUGUCUUUGAUCUCUUACCAGAUAAAGAAGGAGAGUAACACAAGAAAAUACAGGAGAACAGAGAGUGAUAACCUCUUGACUUUGGAAGGGGAAACAUGUUUUCCAUGGAAUGAAAUGUCAUGCAGUGAGAGCCUUAUAUCUGUAUAAAUAAGAUCUUAGGCCUUUCGUAAAAUGUUCAACAUCAUAGCAACUUUCUGUAAUGAUAAUUAUCAAGGAAAUUAUCAGUGAUAAUUCAAAGAAUACUUUGGUUUAUAAAAGGAACAUGAAAAGAAUUAUAUAUUGUCACUUACUAAUUUUUUUAAAACUCACAUUAAAUAUGCUUAGUUCA
This is a messenger RNA of Arvicanthis niloticus (Nile rat), 1942 nucleotides long. Its product is annotated as bile acid-CoA:amino acid N-acyltransferase. Gene Ontology annotation, molecular function: fatty acyl-CoA hydrolase activity. Gene Ontology annotation, biological process: acyl-CoA metabolic process; fatty acid metabolic process. NCBI's taxonomy places the organism in Eukaryota, Metazoa, Chordata, Mammalia, Rodentia, Muridae. Gene Ontology annotation, cellular component: peroxisome. The record is from RefSeq and is a predicted model, not a curated record.